Molecule: messenger RNA, 2088 nt
Organism: Knipowitschia caucasica
Lineage: Eukaryota; Metazoa; Chordata; Actinopteri; Gobiiformes; Gobiidae
Source: the annotation of a GenBank genome assembly
AUGAAGCACUUGCAGUUUGUUUUGGUGUUGGCUAUUGCGGUGAACGUGUGGGAAUGUGGAGACGCGAAAUUCGGCGAGAGGGGUGAGCUGAGUUCCAGGAGGAGACGUUGUUACGACGGAAGCAUGCCCAAAAGGCUGAAGAAAAGAGAUCGUAAAGUGCUACUUGAAGGCAGCGCUGGCACCAGCGGAGACGUCUGCCACAAGCUGUACCCCCGGGUGUCGUGUUGCCCCACCAGGAGAGCCGCCUAUCAGAUCCUCCACAGAGAUGCCAGGGUUUUCUCCACAAAUAAUACAGAAUGUGGACGCCUCUUGGAGGAAAUCAAGUGUGCACGCUGCUCCCCUAACGCCCAGGUGUUGUUCCACUCCCUGGACAUGGAUAAGAUGCCACACAGGGAGCCCGACCUGCCGCAACUUUGCCAGGACUUUUGCCGUGAAUUCUACUACACCUGCAGGGGGCACAUCCCAGAGCUUUUCCAAGCUGAUGUGGAUGAGUUCUGCCAAUACUAUGGAAGGAAGGAUGGCAGCCUUUGCUUUCCCGAUUUUCAGCGAAAAACACUUCAUGGACAGGAUUCCAACUACUUGGGGGAUGAGAAAAUAGAAGAUAUCAGGAAACACAAACACAACUGCUACUGUGCCCAGGAGGUGUUGAGUGGUCUGAGGCAGCCGGUGGCUGCGGUGCACUGUGGGGAUGGAUCCCAGCGGCUCUUUGUCAUCGAGAAGGAGGGCAUCGUCCGAGUCCUCACCCACGACCUGGUCAUGCUCAAGGAGCCCUUCCUCGACAUCCACAAACUUGUACAAAAUGGAAUAAAGAGUGGAGAUGAAAGAGGGCUGCUUAGCAUUGCAUUCCACCCCAACUACAAGAAGAAUGGCAAGCUCUACGUGUCCUACACCACCAACCAGGAGCGCUGGGCUAUUGGACCACACGACCACAUUCUCAGAGUUGUGGAGUACACUGUUUCAAGGAAAAAUACCAACCAGGUGGACACCCGGACAGUGCGAAUGCUGAUAGAAGUUGCAGAGCUGCACCGAAAGCACCUCGGUGGUCACUUGCUGUUUGGCCCAGAUGGUCUGCUGCACAUUGUUCUGGGAGAUGGCAUGAUAACGCUUGACGACAUGGAGGAGAUGGAUGGACUUAGUGAUUUUACAGGCUCCAUCUUGAGAGUGGAUGUAGAUACAGACUGUUGUUCUUCACCAUACUCAAUACCACUCAACAAUCCAUAUUUCAACAGCACCAAUCAGCCACCUGAAAUCUUUGCACAUGGAUUACACGACCCAGGAAGAUGUGCAGUGGAUCGACUCCAAGGGGACAAUGGAAGUCUAUCAAUAGUGUGCACAGAUACUACUGGGAGAAACACCACGUCUGGGAGAAUUUUGGAAAUCUCUAAAGGAAAGGAUUACGAAAAUGAGCCUUCUGUCUAUAACUUGCUCUCCAAUGGCGGCGCACCACCUGUAGGGGGCUUUAUCUACAGAGGCUGCCAAUCAAGGCGGCUUUAUGGAAGCUAUGUGUUCGGAGAUAAAAAUGGUAAUUUAAGGAUUUUGCAGAAAUCGUCCGUGUCAAGUAGUGAGGAGUGGCAGGAAAAACCUCUGUGUCUUGGCUCUGUCACCUCAUGUGGUACAGCACUUGCUGGAAACAUUUUGGGCUUUGGAGAAGAUGAAUUGGGUGAGGUGUACAUUUUAGCAAGCAGCAAAAGCAUGGCACAGCUGCACAGUGGAAAGCUCUACAAAUUGGUGGAUCCUAAAAGGCCGUUUACUCCUAAAGAAUGCCAUCGUACCGUAGAGCCUCCGGAGCUACUGAUGACAGCCUGCUCCAGACACUGCAAGAAUGGCCACUGCACGCCCACGGGCAAGUGCUGCUGCAGCCCUGGCUGGGAAGGACCCUUCUGUAGAGUGGCAAAGUGUGAGCCAGGCUGUCGCAAUGGUGGUGUGUGUUUGGAGCCAAACAAGUGCCUGUGUAAGAGCGGUUAUUCUGGAGACAUGUGUGAGAAGAGUGAGCAAGGGAUGCCCAAUGACCAGGAGAGAGACGGCAUCAUCGACCACAUUAUGGGCAUGACGUCCUACCUCCUGGACCUGACCAGUUACAUCGUAUAG